Periophthalmus magnuspinnatus is the source of this 1015-nucleotide messenger RNA. RefSeq names its product l-isoaspartyl protein carboxyl methyltransferase, like (gene pcmtl). Gene Ontology annotation, cellular component: cytoplasm. Bases 77 to 817 code for a protein of 246 amino acids. NCBI's taxonomy places the organism in Eukaryota, Metazoa, Chordata, Actinopteri, Gobiiformes, Gobiidae. Gene Ontology annotation, molecular function: protein-L-isoaspartate (D-aspartate) O-methyltransferase activity. The transcript is spliced from 9 exons. Gene Ontology annotation, biological process: protein modification process. The record is from RefSeq and is a predicted model, not a curated record.
GUCUGUCUCCCGGAAGUUUGAAACAACCAGUGGGAAAGGCGCUGACAUGUCGCCACAUGUAGCUGUGGUGUAGGAGAUGCUGCGCUGGGCUGUCGUGGCGGUCCCCAUGGGUUUGCUGCUGUCCCGGACCAUGUCGUGGAUGUCCAGCGGCAGAACUCACCCAGAGCUGGUCAGCAGGCUGAGAGAUCACAGUGUAAUCAAACAUGAUAGAGUCUUUGAAGCCAUGCUUGCAACAGACAGAGGACUGUACUCCAGAGAUUAUCCUUAUGCCGACUCUCCACAGUCCAUAGGCUACAGAGCUACCAUCAGUGCUCCGCACAUGCAUGCCCAUGCUCUGGAAAUACUGAAAGACAAACUAAUUGAUGGGGCAACUGCUCUGGAUGUGGGGUCUGGAAGUGGUUAUCUUACUGCCUGCUUUGCACGAAUGACAGGUCCUACUGGUCGAGUGGUGGGUAUUGAACACAUUGAUGAACUUGUGAAAAUGUCUGUUAAAAAUGUGCAAGCAGAUGACCCAGAGCUCAUUUCCUCUGGUCGUAUCAGGUUUAUUGUUGGUGACGGGAGGCUGGGGCACCCAGAAGGGGCACCAUAUGAUGCCAUCCAUGUCGGAGCAGCUGCAGCUACAGUUCCUAAGGCGCUGCUGGAGCAACUGAAGCCAGGCGGGAGGCUGGUUCUUCCAGUUGGUCCAGAUGGUGGCAGUCAAGUCUUAGAGCAAUAUGAUCGACAGAGUGAUGGCACCUUCCUGAAGACGCCGUUAAUGGGAGUGGUCUAUGUCCCACUCACUGACAAGAGCCAUCAAUUUCCUGGAGGGGAGCUCUGAUGGCGUGUUGUUGCUCCUACAGGAGAUGGUGCUGGUGCUGUGCCUCUGGCCCCAAGUAAUGCUUAUGUGGCCUGUUGCCCAGAGGACAAUGUGACUGCGUCUCUACUAGUCUUCCUGUUUUCUUGGAUUGUUCUUUUCAUAGGGACAAACGUGCUGCUAACAAAAUGAUUCUCAAUUUAUAAAUGGUUAUGUUUAUAA